Molecule: messenger RNA, 1904 nt
Organism: Marmota monax (woodchuck)
Lineage: Eukaryota; Metazoa; Chordata; Mammalia; Rodentia; Sciuridae
Gene: Fbxo36
Product: F-box protein 36
Exons: 4
Coding region: 228-797 (189 amino acids)
Biological process (GO): SCF-dependent proteasomal ubiquitin-dependent protein catabolic process
Cellular component (GO): SCF ubiquitin ligase complex
Molecular function (GO): protein binding
Source: RefSeq, a predicted model, not a curated record
GUGGUAGCAGGAACUAAUUCCCCUUCGGGUCACCCAAGACCUGGACGUGGAAAUUUCACGGACCAGGGUUCCUUGUGACCCUUGGAAGAAGAAACGAUCUCUCCGAGUUAGAAACACCCCUGCCAGCUCAAAAGCGUGAUUCGGUUUAAACUAGGGCUUUGGCCUCCUGACCCCAAUCAAGCCCCGCCCCUUCCUGGUUGUCUUAGCGACGGCGGUGGCGUCCCAAGAUGGCGUCGUGGUUGCCGGAGACACUGUUCGAAAUUGUAGGACAAGGCCCGGCGCCGAGCAAAGACUAUUAUCAAUUAUUGGUCACCCGCUCUGAGAUAAUUUUUAGAUGGUGGAAGAUAUCUCUGAGAAGUGAGUAUCGAUCAUCAAAACCUGGAGAAACAAAAGAAACUCAUGAAGACUUCCUAGAGAAUUCACACCUUCAAAUUCAAAUUGCCUUAAUAUUUGGUGCAAGGAUAUUAGACUAUGUCUUCAAUAUGUGUGAAGGUAAAUUUGAUUUCCUCGAACGGCUCUCAGAUGAUUUGCUCCUGUAUAUCAUUUCUUAUCUGGAUCUUGAAGACAUUGCCAGGCUUUCUCAAACAUCACACAGAUUUGCAAAGCUGUGCACAUCUGAUAUUCUGUGGGAGCAGAUAGUGCAAUCCUCCUGUGACACCAUCACUUCUGACAUGAGGGCCCUGGCAGAGGACAUAGGCUGGAGACACAUGUUCUUCACCAACAAGCUCCAGCUGCAGCGGCAGCUCCGCAAGAGGAAACAAAUGCACGAGAGCCUCGGAGAGAAUCAGCUAUUUUAGAGACACCUUUGGCUGCCGGCAGGAAGCUCUGAGGCACCUCUGUGCUUCUCUUCAGGGUCCAAAUCUUAAGAACAAUGUUCCACUGAUCCCAGAGUCUUUCGAAAAGAAUAGAGGAUUUGUACACAAAUGCAGAACUUGGCCACCCAGUGCCCUGCUGGAACCACCAUCCCUGUUACACUGAGGGCCAAGCUGUGGCCCUAGAACAAGGAGGUCAAGAUAAGGAGCUUCGCAGGUCACUGUCUUCCCAACCCUGACGGUGCUCAGAACAGACACUUGUGCUGUACAUCAACAAACAAUAAACGAUCAUCAGCCAGUUUUAUUAUAUCUAUUGUAUGUAGAAUUUGAAUGGGUGACUGGACUCUUGAAUUUUUUCCUGGUGUUGUGUCAUCUGAGUUGUCACUGGGUCAGAGAUCCUAGAGAGGUCCUGAAAAGGAAGUGGUUGUCACUGGGACAGGGGUCUUACAGAGGUCCUGAAAGGGAAGUGGACCUCAACUCAGCCUGUGAGGGUCCCCUAUGUCAAAUCAGAAAGGAACUUAAGGGAUGGGUCACAGUGAGGGGCAAACUGGUUUUAUUAAGAGAAUGCAAGGUGUGCACGUUCUAGGGGUUGGUAGGGCGCGGGCACUGGCGAGGAAGUGCUAGUCCCCCGAGCAACAGGUGUGUACGUGUAAGAUCUAUGGUACACAGACGUCAUCGGAGAGGCCUCCCUUGUGUGCGUCCCUUGACAUGCUAAAUCAAAAUCUCUGGGUUGUUUUUUUCUGUUUUUGAUGAAAAAUCUCUAUUCAUUUCCUCACCUGGGGGUUUCAUUGUUGUGCUUUGCGAAUUUUAACAGGAUGACAUUUGUGUGGCAUUGAAGGUUCUAUGGAGAGUGUGACAUGGGGAUGAAGUCAUCAGAUCUUAAAAAUAGAAACCACAGGAAAGCCUAUUUGUUGAGCAAAGCCCUCUCAGUCCUGUUUUUUGUUUUGUUUUGGUUUGUAUGUUUUUUUAGGUCUAAGUCAGGAGAGAAGUUAUUUAUGAACACAGAUAAGGUCUGAUAAUUGAUUUAUGAACCAAGUAUAUGGAAUUGAAAUUUAAAUCUGGGGUUUUAAAUCACAUAAAAGUGGACUUAAA